CAGAUUUUUGAUUCAGGAAAGAGAUAAAAAAGGCAUGGGACAAUGUUGGGCCAUUACCAAAAACUCCACCAUAACGUUCUCAAUUUUAUAUUUGGAAGCAUUCAAGAAAUUCCAAAAUUCUAAUAAUUCCCAAUUCCAAUAACUUUUUUGCAUUGCCAACACUUUUAAAGGAUGCUCUAUCCCUCCUCCCCCUUCACAAAGCCCAGCUUCCCCAACCAUAAGAACCUGAGGAGACACAGAGAGAGAGAGAAACACACAAACACACAGAUGGCUGUAAACCUUUCUUCAAGUGACCAUGUAGAUGAGGACUACAUAGACAUGGAAAUUAGUUCAUACUCCCAAUUCUACUGUCAGUCCAUGAGUUCCCCUCCACACCCUCGAGAAUUCGAGUUCCAAAUGUUCUCAAGCUCUUCAGAGAGAGAAACCACAACUUCUCCAGCUGAUGAGCUUUUCUACAAAGGAAAGCUCCUUCCUCUACACCUCCCACCCCGUUUACAAAUGGUCGAAAAACUCCUACAGGCUUCCACCUCUUAUGACCACAAAAAAGAUGACUUUGAGGAAUUUUUCAGUACUCCAUUAACCACAACUACCACCAACACACCUACAAACAAUACCCCAUUUGAAUCCUGCAAUAUCUCACCUUCUGAAUCCUGCCAGGUUAGCAGAGAACUGAAUCCAUAUGAGUAUUUAUUCGAGUAUUCAACUGAAGCAAGUGGUUUCAUUGGUGACAACCCGAAAAAGUCUUGGACCAGAAAGCUUAAGCUGAUCAAGAAGUCUUCGCUUGGUUCAAAGCUUAAGGCUUCCGGAGCUUAUUUUAAGUCCUUUUUCAGUAAAUCUGGUUGCUCAGACGAGUCCUGCACAUCAGCUGCGAGAAAUUUAGACGAAGAAUCAGUCUUAAAUACCAAGGAGUUUCUAAACAAGGAUAUGAAUAUGACAAAGAAGGCUCCAUUUGGGCAAAUUCAGAAAGACACAUACCAAAUGCCAAUUACUGUCACAAGGAGCUUCAACAAAGAGCAGAUUGCUGCAGAUGGCAGGGGUCGCCAUAGGAGGUCGUUCUCUGGGGCAAUCAAACGGCUUUCAACAGUCAAGUCUUCGUCGUCUUCAUCUUCAUCUGGAUCUUCUUCAUCUUCAAGCUCGAGUAAUUCAAAUGAGUUUCAUGAGUUGCAGUUUUUCAAGAGAAGCGGCAGUGUGAAGUCAGAUAUCGAAAAUUCAAUUCAGGGAGCGAUUGCUCAUUGCAAAAGGUCUCAGCAGCAGCCACACUUGAGAAAGACAGCAAGUGAAGUCGGGUUUUACUCAUUGUCAGCUUCGAAAAUAGUCUGCGAGGAUCAAGAAAGACCGGGACUUUGCAGGGGUUGAAGAACAAAUUUUGAUUGGUUUAUAAUGCGCUCCUUCUUCAAUUUCAUGAUUUUAUGAACUGGUCAUCAUUUCAGUGCAAUAUUAAGAGUUUUGUACGGCUGUUGUGUAUUGUUAAAACACACCAUCUUGUGGAAGUUUGUGAAAAUACUGAUAGAAGUUUCCAUUUCUUAAACAAAAUUAGUAGCAAGUACAACAUGAAAGUUAUUCUCAAAAUAAAUUUCAAAGUACAAUUCAGGAAGAACUCUACAAUUUCUGUUGAUUAAUGAUUUUUAUGUUUUGUCUACCUAAUGGUCAGUAGUUGUUUCCAAUUUCCUGAUGACAGAAAAGAAUAGUGUCAUUUAUUCAGAAAGCUACUUUGGGUAUU
Cornus florida is the source of this 1720-nucleotide messenger RNA. Its product is annotated as probable membrane-associated kinase regulator 4. Bases 172 to 1356 code for a protein of 394 amino acids. The record is from RefSeq and is a predicted model, not a curated record. The transcript has a single exon. Gene Ontology annotation, cellular component: plasma membrane. Lineage: Eukaryota; Viridiplantae; Streptophyta; Magnoliopsida; Cornales; Cornaceae. Gene Ontology annotation, molecular function: kinase inhibitor activity.